Symbiodinium sp. CCMP2456 is the source of this 885-nucleotide messenger RNA. NCBI's taxonomy places the organism in Eukaryota, Dinophyceae, Suessiales, Symbiodiniaceae. The record is from the annotation of a GenBank genome assembly.
AUGAGGUGGAGUCUCGUGGGCCUCGUGGCCCUGCUGCUUCCGGCAUUGCCGGGGAAAGCGCACCCUGUUAGGGAAGAUGAGACAUGCCUCACACAGAUGGCUACGGGGCGGCAGCGGCGGGGCAGCCCGAUCCGCUUUGUGUCGCUCGUCGGAACGGAGGGAUCCGGACAUCAUCUGCUCACCCCAGUGAUUCGCAAGAUCAUGGCCGCAAGCUUAGUGCCGGGGCAAGAAGACGAUGUGGAUUCUGACCACGAGACGCACUUCGGGUUCACCGGUGCGGCGGCAGACGACUUGUUGUGGUAUGCCUUCAAAGGGAGCAACCUCCAAGCCUUUCGCGAGGCUCUGCAAAAGCAGAAGCAUGGAGCUUUAGUUCAGCAAGAAUACAGUUUUCCAUCGGGUGACAUGCGUUCUGUUGGCCACCGGUUCUACAACCUGACCGACCUUUAUCAGAUGUUAGAUGCCUCCGGCGUGAAGCAGAAGGCCGUGAUCAAGUACGUGCGCCCGAUGCCCCAGCGUGCCCGUUCCGUCUACAAGCGCUGGCCCGAACACUGUGGCGGUCAGCUGAUGGCUUGCAAAGCAGAGCAGCAGGCGUUUGACCAGCUCAUCGAGGGCCACCUAGCAGAGCUCGAUAAGAUGAAGGUGCCGGUGCUCCGGAUCGGCAUGCACCUCUUUCGGAUAGACUGCCACCAGUUCGGCCGAGAAGUCCUUAGCUUCCUUGGGAAGGCCAAGUUGCUACCUCCCGGAUCGCCUUACGAGAAGGAGGACAGCGACGAGACCAAGCACCUGACAGAGGAGGCUUGUGCCCUUGGGAAGACUCUGGAGGAGCAGCGAGAUGCGGAGGAUGCCAGCCAUGCGAGCACGACGACCUCGGUAGAUGGUAGAUGA